Dreissena polymorpha is the source of this 3251-nucleotide messenger RNA. Its product is annotated as endoglucanase A-like. The record is from RefSeq and is a predicted model, not a curated record. Gene Ontology annotation, molecular function: hydrolase activity, hydrolyzing O-glycosyl compounds. The transcript is spliced from 9 exons. Bases 1637 to 2647 code for a protein of 336 amino acids. Gene Ontology annotation, biological process: carbohydrate metabolic process. Lineage: Eukaryota; Metazoa; Mollusca; Bivalvia; Myida; Dreissenidae.
ACAACCACCGCCACCACCUCCGGAAACCAGCCGAUGACGACGGUUCCCACGAUAGACCAGACCCCUGACUUAUGUAAGACGUACACGAAGGUGCAGACUUUCCAGUUACAAGUUGGUGAGUGGUGUAAGCCAUUUGAGCUUCUAAAUUUCAUAUAUUUCAUUUAAAUUACAUUUCUUGUCAUUACCAAUGUCAGCAGAAGCUUCAUUUUCAUACUUAGCGUCAUCUUCAUCACGAUCAUCACGAUCAUCAUGAUCCUAAUGAUUGAUGAUGGAAUAUCCUCCUCCUCCUUUUCCUCCUUCUCCUCAUUUCAUCAUCAAUAUCAUCAUCAUCAUCAUCAUCAUCAUCAUCAUCAUCAUCAUCAUCAUCAUCAUCAUCAUCAUCAUCAUCAUCAUCAUCAUGGUCAUCAUUAUCAUCAUAUUCAUCAUUAUCAUCAUAGUCAUCAUAAUAAUCAUCAUCAUCGUCGUCAUCAUCGUCAACGUGAUCAUCGUCUUCGUCAUCAUCGUCGUCCUCAUUUUCGUCCUUUUUCUCUUCCCCCUUCCCUUCGUCCUCCUCCUCCUCCUCCUUCUCAUCAUCAUCAUCAUCAUAGUCAUCAUCAUCAUCAUCAUCAUCAUCAUCAUCAUCAUCAUCAUCAUCAUCAUCAUCAUCAUCAUCAUCAUCAUCAUCAUCAUCAUCAUCAUCAUCAUAGUCAUCAUCACAAUCAUCAGCGUCAUCAUUAUCAUCAUUAUUAAUGUCAUCAUCGUCAUCAUCGUCUUCAUCAUCAUCGUCGUCCGCGUCCUCGUUUUCGUCCUUUUUCUCUUUCUUCCCCCCUCCUCUUUCUUUUUCUACCUCCUCCUCCUCAUCAUUAUCAUCAUCAUCAUCAUCAGCAGCAAUAUCAUUAUUGUAUUCAACAGAUGAAGACAUAGAAGCAGCCGCACUGAAUCGCUGUAUCAUGGGUGUUAUUAUCGUAUUCACCUUAACAUUAAGUAUACAUGAUUGAACUAUUGAUACGUCACAUGUGAGGAAUAAAUAUUUAGAUAUAUGCAUGCCAUUUGUAUGGUGUGUCAAUACGCUGAGCAGAUUGCCCUAUAUGGAUUGGCAGACGUUCCAUAAGCUAGACCUUUGAAUAGCUUUCAGCCGACUGAAGAAAAAAGUAUAUAAAUAUGUAUCUUAAUUUACUUGACACGGUUUGAAACUGUGUUUAAUUGCGACAAUUUUGUUUAAUGCCAUGAGGUCCUUAUAGACCCGAAAACGUAUCCGUACAACUACGUCGAAGUCCUCUGUAAGUCCUUUCUGUUCUACGAGGCAUAGAGGUCCGGACGUCUACCGGCCAAUCAGCGGGUCACGUGGCGUAAAGACUCUGCUCUCAACGACGGCCAGUGGGGCUCCAUCAACAGGAAUCUGACCGGGGGCUGGUAUGACGCGGGUGAUCUAGUGAAGUACGGUCUCCCGAUGGCGUCCUCGACGACUGUGCUGUUACGGGGAUUUCUGCAGUACCGGGGCGCGUACGACAUGGCCGGGCAGACCGAAUACAUAUACGACAGCGUCUGCUGGCCCCUCAACUACUUUCUAAAACUCUGGGACGGGCAAAACAACCGCUUCUAUGCGUAGGUUGGUGACGGGCGCAUCGAUCACAAUAUAUUUGAACGGCCAGAGGAUAUGACGUCAGAGAGACCCGUUUACUACAAUGGCGUAAACACUCCCGGAAGUGAUGUCGCUGCCGAAACUGCAUCCGCUUUGGCAAUUGGCUACCUGGUGUUUAAGGACAGAGACACAACCUACGCCAACCAGCUGCUGAAUACGGCCAAGAAUAUCUAUGACUUCGCGUACAACUACCGUGGCUUAUACAGCAACUACAUCCCGGACGCUGCCAGGACAUAUGGAUCCGGCGGUUACGAGGACGAGUUGACCCAGGCCGGUGUUUGGCUAUAUCGUGCCACGGGCAUUCAUUCCUACCUGACACAGGCGGAGUCUUUCACUCGUAACGACUGGGCCUGGUCCUACUCAUGGGACCUUAAAGAAGUCGCCGCAAACAUCCUUUUGUACGACGUCACAACAGAAAGCAACAAGAAGGCGACAUACGGAAACCACGUCCCUAACUUCCUCCGGCGCUGGUCUCCCACUGGAAAUGUUCCCUUCACGCCCGGGGGACUCGUGUACAGGGAUCAAUGGGGCUCGCUGAGAUACGCCGCAAACACCGCGUUCGCCGCUCUGCUUGCCCAGGACGUGGGAAUCAUCUCCCAGGGUGAUAUCGACUCGAGAACCGCCCUCGACCCCGCGGCCCAGCUUCACUACAUCCUUGGGAACAACCCCGCUGGCCUGAGCUACGUGGUGGGAUUCGGACGCAAUUAUCCCAAGCGUCCGCAUCAUAAAUCCAGUUUCUGCGCCCCGGCCCCCGCUCCCCAGUGCACGUUCACACAGUUCAACAGCUUGGCGCCGCACUACUACCUGCUGUCGGCCCCGACAGCGCCGACCAGUACGACGAAAGCCGCAUCAACUACCAGCGCUCCGAGGUCGCCUGCGACUACAACGCGGGCCUACAGUCGGCGCUGGCAGGUCUUAUCAACAGAAAAGUCCUCCGGCCAUAGAAGAUGCAACCUAGAGAUGACAGAACACAGCCCUUCUUUACUAUACAGAUUUUUUAUCCAUAAAAUGUUUCUAAGCAAUUAACAACUUUAGCAGAUCUAAGUUUGUUGUUGUUGUUGUUGACUCUGUUUUUAGCAAGCCGUGAAAAUAUAUUGCUUUACGGGUAUAGAACAAAAUAAACCGUGUUACAUUUACCGAAUGAGGAAUGCAAGAAGUCGUACAAAGCAGGCUCAUAAAUAAUUUGAAGCAAUGCGUUCAUAAGUACCAUAUACCGAUGUUGACCCGCAGCCACCGCCAUACACGAGUGGCGGAAUAAAUUUGCAUACGUGCCUGGAGCGCAUGUGUCGGACAAGUUGAUGGAUAAAUAGUGUGGCACAACACAUUUUCAUCUCCAAACUUGUUUUCACAAUCACUAGCCUUCUUUGUGCGUUUCCAUUUUCUUAGUUGGGUCUCUUAGAUGGUUGUUAACUUAAUUCGUUCUCAUUCAGAUGUAAAGAUUAAAUGCGGCUAAAAAUUGUUCUAAAAACCCAUUUCCAGUUCCUAAGUCAUUAUUGUUUAAUGUUAUUAAUUUUUAUUGACGAUCGUACAAAUUUUUUAAAAUACACGAAGUAUAUCUUUAAAAAAUAUAUUUCUUGUUUACGGAUAGCCCAAUUUUAUUUCGAACGUCGUGACAAGUUCAUUUGAGCUC